AUGACUGGAGUACAAACAUUCGGAUCAAAUUCGUUCAAAUCAAAUGAAUGCCCCCUGCGGGACUCGAACCCGAGACCGCUGGCACAGCAAGUAGGGUCACUACAAACUGAGCCAAACCUGUCGUCAUCAGAGAUCAGAAAAUACUCCAUAGAAGCGAGGGCAGAAUUGGUGGGAUUGUGCCCUACCACUUGCUUUGCAAGAGGGGACCAAGCUGCUCGCAGUCGUCGAGUAAAGCUAGUGCAGUGUAGAUCAGAAACAGAU
Brenthis ino (lesser marbled fritillary) is the source of this 261-nucleotide messenger RNA. Lineage: Eukaryota; Metazoa; Arthropoda; Insecta; Lepidoptera; Nymphalidae. The record is from the annotation of a GenBank genome assembly.